GGCGUCGCGACGCUGCGCGUUUUAAUCGAGCGCGCCUGUCAAAGUUUGCAGGAGCGUCGCUAUAUUUAGCUAGUUCCAAGAUGAAGGAAGCGAGAAACGAGUCACCGAGCUCGGAUGUGUUUUCCGAUGGAAUGGACUCCCUUUCGAUGAGGGACAAAUCGCUGAUAAAGCGGUCCGUGUCGAAGCACCAUAACAACAACUUCACCGCCGGCUACGUGCCCGUGCACGAGCAACACUUGCAGAAGACGGGGUUGCGAGGCCGCAAGACGUUCGCCUUCUGGACGCUCGUCGGGCUUCUCUUCGUCCUGGCCAUCGGCAAUCUCACGCUGACGAUGACCAUUCUCGGGGUGUUGCGUUUGGGGCAGGGAAUGCAGAGUCUGGAGCUGGUGCCGGAGCAAUCGGCGAUCAAGCUCUUCGGCAACGCCGAUUUGAAUGACAUCUACAAGCGGGACGGGAGGAUCGAGGGUUUCAAGGAUUACCCAGUCGACAUCACCGGUUACAACUCGAGUCUGCACAUCAAGCUGUCAGGGAAGAACGAGAGAGCGUUUAAUAAGCUGAUCAUGGAUAGGAACGGAACAACGAUUAGGAACACGAAAGUCUUCAGGGUGAAGAACGAUAAUAAGUUGGUGUUCAGCACCGAUUCGCCUACGUUCAAUAUCGAGAAGCCGGUGAACAAUCUGAGAGCGAAGGCGACGCACGCGAGUCGCGUCGUCAGCCCCAUCGGUUCCGACCUGCAGUUCGAGGGUCACAGGAUCAACCUUAAGGGUGCAGAGGGUACGGCCAUGGAGGGCAGCACCAUCUCCAUGACCGCCGACGAUGACAUCACUCUCAAAUCGCUCAACGGGUCCAUCAUUUUGACGAGCGCCGGCGGCAUCCACGUGGACACCAAAAAACUACCCAUCUACAUACCCAAAUUCGCCAAUUCGAAACCCAUCAAUCUUCAGUACAAGUUGUGCGUCUGCAUGCCGCAGGGCAACCUCUUCAAGAUACCCGUCACCAAGGACAACGAUCGAGUCUUCUGCAACAACAUCAACAUAUCGCAAUUCAAUCCCUGCGCCCAGAAGUUCUUCUAAUCUGUACUCACCUAAAAUCAAGAAAAAUAGUCUUAUUAUGACUUUGUUGGCAUGGCAAUAAAUUAUAAUGAAUCAUAUUAAAGUAAAAUUAUUUUCGAAAAUUUAAAUAGUAAACGAUAGAAAAAUGUAACGUAUUUAGUUUUAGAAUUGCAAGGAUUUUGUAAGGAAAUGGAAGGAUUUGAUGCGAUUAAUAAACGUUAAUCAUCUCUGUAUGCACGAGGGGCAAAA
Molecule: messenger RNA, 1301 nt
Organism: Nicrophorus vespilloides
Lineage: Eukaryota; Metazoa; Arthropoda; Insecta; Coleoptera; Silphidae
Product: beta-sarcoglycan
Exons: 1
Coding region: 81-1073 (330 amino acids)
Biological process (GO): muscle organ development
Cellular component (GO): sarcolemma; sarcoglycan complex
Source: RefSeq, a predicted model, not a curated record